CGACCCGAACACGUUCUGACCCGAACCCAUUCCGACCCUAAGCUGUUUCGACCCGAACAGUUGCUCUUAUGUUUCUUUCGACGGUGCUAGCACCGACGGCGAGAAUCCAUGGUGCCUCAUUUGACAAUGAUGAGUUCACUGGACCAACAUUCCCUGCUGAAUAACUUACAAAGAUUCCUUUCUAAAUAGCACUAAAUGCACCAGAAACACUAUUAGUAAAAUCAGUCUUUCCGAUCAGCUUCGACUUACACCCUUGACUAUCACAUCUUCCUGAACCAGAAGCACAAUUAGUGAAAUCUCUGGCUCCGGAAAAUGACGGUGUACGAGAAACAAAGAAUGAAAACAAUUGAAGAGAACAAAGCGAAAAUGAAAGCAGCGGGUCUUGAUGAAAAGGCGUAUCCGUUUAAGGGUACAAUUCCGAUGUCACAAAAUGAGAAGAGUAAAGGUAAAAAGAAGGGGGGUUUGGAAGACAAUGAGGAGCUUAUGCCAUUUUCCACCAAUGAGGAAUCAAGUUAUUCAAGCGGACCAGAUAAACGAAAUGAAAUAUGUGCAUCUAAAAAGAAGAGCAUAAUGACAAGUCAAGGUGGCCAAGGUAGAAGACAAAGUGGCCGAGCGGGGCAACCUAGAGACGAUGGACGACGUGUUGAUCCAUCUCCAAGAAACUUGGUUAUUAAUGCAAAGCAAUCUCAAGAACUAGAGAAAGAAAUUGUUAAUGACACAACUUAUGAGCCCGAGGAAGAAAUUGGUGAUAGUAUGACAUGUAGAAAACGCGGCAUUACAUGUGGUAAAGGAGCUCCAAAGGAAAUGAAGGCUGCUAAGAAGAAAUUGCCAGUGGAGUUCAAUUUUGAUGCAAUGGAAGUAAUAUGUGAAAAUGCCUCAUCUUUCAUGCAUGAAUGUGGCUACAUUUUGCGUAACAAUUGUAGGUUACAAUAUAAAGAAUGGAGAGAUGUACCGAUUGAAGUUAGGUUGCCAUUACGCCACAAGCUAACCACACUUUUUGAAAUUGAUGUGGAGAACGCAGAGGUUUGCAAGGUUAUUGAUAGCUAUUUGGCAAAGGCAUGGAGAGGUUACAGAAGUAAGUUGCAUGAAGACUUCAAACAGAUUGGAGGAUUGGAAGAUCCGACUAAGGCAAAGACUACACCUCCUUCUAAUGUUAGCAAAGAAGACUGGGAAUAUCUUUGUGAUAUGUGGUCUGAGACAAAAUACAAGGAAAAUGCAGAAAAGAAAGUUAAGGCACGUGCGCAACGAAAAAUAAAUAGCAAAAAUGGCUCGAAAAGUACAAUACGCUAUCAUAUUGAGCGUGGACUAGAUUUGGAAUCUUCAACCGGGCAAAUUGAGACAUGGCGACUAACUCAUUGGGACGCAAAAUGCGGCUGCAAAAUAUGGUUUGGUUUCAAACCGUGA
This is a messenger RNA of Helianthus annuus (common sunflower), 1404 nucleotides long. RefSeq lists its product as uncharacterized. Lineage: Eukaryota; Viridiplantae; Streptophyta; Magnoliopsida; Asterales; Asteraceae. The record is from RefSeq and is a predicted model, not a curated record. The transcript has 8 exons. The coding region runs from base 313 to 1404 and encodes 363 amino acids.